Varanus komodoensis (Komodo dragon) is the source of this 1788-nucleotide messenger RNA. RefSeq names its product YJU2 splicing factor homolog B (gene YJU2B). The coding region runs from base 410 to 1531 and encodes 373 amino acids. The transcript is spliced from 10 exons. Lineage: Eukaryota; Metazoa; Chordata; Lepidosauria; Squamata; Varanidae. Gene Ontology annotation, biological process: mRNA splicing, via spliceosome. The record is from RefSeq and is a predicted model, not a curated record. Gene Ontology annotation, cellular component: post-mRNA release spliceosomal complex; U2-type spliceosomal complex.
AGCCCCCUUCGUGCGGAGUGUCUGUGAAUUUAUGCGCCUCGUGUCUGCAUAUACGCCGUGGCGAUGCUGUUGAUGGUAGCAAUAAUAACAGCACACGGUUUUAUCUGGCACUUCGGUGCGUUCAGACCUUAGCAACAGAAUCGCAGUCUUCCCCAUCUCAAAACAGCUGGCUCGGAACACGUAAAACGAAAACAAUCAGUGUAAGGCGCUGUGCUCGAGGGCCUCCAAAUCUGCCACUCACCGGGUCAACCAGAAACUUUAAGAAGUUGGGACAUUUUUCAUUCCAACCAGAAAGGGCAAGAGCAUUUGGGAAACACUGAGUAACACUGAGGAAAAUCCUAGAAAUAACUUCCUCCCACCAUUCCAGCGGUUCAGGCAAUUCCAGCUGUUCUGCUAGACCUGUGUCACCAUGGGAGAAAGAAAAGGCGUCAAUAAGUACUACCCACCAGAUUUUGAUCCAGCCAAGCAUGGCUCUCUUAAUAAGUACCGCAACAGCCAUCCACUGCGGGAAAGAGCCCGUAAACUCUCCCAAGGUAUCCUCAUCAUCAGGUUUGAGAUGCCCUAUAACAUCUGGUGUGAUGGCUGCCAGAACCAUAUUGGCAUGGGUGUUCGUUACAAUGCAGAGAAGAAGAAAGUUGGCAAUUACUACACAACCCCUAUCUUCAGAUUCCGAAUGAAAUGUCACCUUUGCCCCAACCACAUUGAGAUGCAGACGGACCCUGCCAGCUGUGACUAUGUCAUUGUCAGCGGUGCUCGGCGCAAGGAAGAACGCUGGGAUGUGGAAGCCAAUGAGCAGGUAGUAGCCACAGCCCAUGAGGAAAAGCAGAAGCUGGAGACAGAUGCCAUGUACCGGCUUGAGCAUGGCUCCAAGGAUCAGAGCAAGCUUCAGCGAGCCCUUCCCACCCUGCAGAACAUCCAGGAGGCCCAGAGUGCCUGGAAGGAUGACUUUGCGCUCAACAGCCUCCUUCGCCAAAAAUUCAGGGAAGAGAAGAAAAUUCUGCAAGAGGAAGAGGAGAAGGAUCUCGCCUUGCAGACAAAAGCAAACCUAAGCAUCCCACUUGUGCGAGAGUCUGAUGAGGACCGACACCUGGCUGCACUUCUGAAGUAUCAGACCCUUGGCUCCUAUGAAGACAAACAGAAGCAAAAGCGCAGUGAGAUUGUUGAGCGCCCGUGGUUCUCAUCUGCUCCAGUCUUAAGCACCAAAGCCAAUGACACUCUGAAAAAGAUGGGUUUUGUUGGAAGAUGUCCAGCGGGCAAGUCACCUGUAGCUAUGGACAACCUAGGGGUUGUGCGCCGGAAAUUCAAGGAUAAGGAGCAAGCCUCCACUGAGGAGGAGCCUAGUUUGCUGGGUCCCACAGCACAAGUGAAGAUUCAGGAGCAGGACAGGGUGGCAAGUGCAGUGACCACUGACUCUCCCACAGGGCCUGCUACAGGCUCACAAGAAGCCCAAAGAAGCCACCCAUCCAGUGUUGCUACUUCUCUGGUUGCAGAUUAUUCAGAUUCUGCAUCUGAUCCUGAAGCUGAACUAUGAACAGAGCUUUGUGGCUCCAAAGGGAAAAAGAACGAAAAGAAAAAGAGCAGAGCUGGUGUCCUGAUUGCAGUACUUUUCAACCAAGCAGUUGCUACACCAGCCAGUUGGAUGUCUGAACAUGAGGAUGAGUUUAUCCUCUUGGAAGUUACGUUUUGCUGCCAUUUCUUGGUUUGCGUGCACCUCUGCAACUAGUUAUUUAAGCAAGAUCCUUUCCUUGUUUUGUCCAAAAGAAUAUAAAAUAAACACAGCUGUCCCUA